Molecule: messenger RNA, 4218 nt
Organism: Lingula anatina
Lineage: Eukaryota; Metazoa; Brachiopoda; Lingulata; Lingulida; Lingulidae
Biological process (GO): Cajal body organization; protein desumoylation
Cellular component (GO): Cajal body
Molecular function (GO): SUMO binding
Source: RefSeq, a predicted model, not a curated record
UGGUGUGAAAACUGAAACAAGUCGACCUUGCCCUUUGUGUAGAAACGAUUCACUUACGUCGAUGUCGUUGUACCGACGUUCACAUUUCUCUACAAAAUGUGCUUGUACCAGUGCAGUCUCAGUGAAUCACUUCUUGUGGAAUAGUAGCUUAAGUUUUUUAGCACGAUGUUUCUGACGGUGGGUCAGAAAAUGACCACUACUCAGUGGUGUGACCUGUGUAGGAAGAAAGGAUUGGACAAGAAGCUUGUUCCUCUACAGAUUAAUCUGGAUGAAGCAGUGUUGAUGUGUCAGAAUGAAGCAUGUCCUUAUCCUAUGGGAGCUGACUUAUCUACCAGUCUCCUGGAGAGAAAGUACACAGAAAUAGCAAACCCAAGAAAAAGGAAGAAACAAAAGGGGGAAAGUGGAACAGUGUCUGUCUCUUCAAUGUCCAAACACAGAAAGCUCAAAACGUUAAGCACAGCUACCUCUGACAGUCCAUCAUCUCUAGGAGGCAGCACUUCCAAGAAAAGCUCAAUUCCAGCUCAGCUCAGUUUUGUAUCCAGAGCCAGUGGAGGUAAAGACCUUCAAAUUGCUAGGCCUCUUCCACAAGGUGGCAUUAGUAGCAGACUUAACCAUGACAUCCCCAAUUCCACACCAGUUGAAAAAGUCAGGUCUUGGCUUUCCAGUUUAUCGUCAGUUUUGCCUCCCAAGCCUGGCGUUGCUGUGGGAAAUGCUCACUCGCCUUCUUUGCUCAGGUCCAAUAUCAGCUCAGGGACGUCUGCCUUUAGACCUUAUGUAGCAGAACACAACAAGCAGAACAGAACAUCUCCAAUUGUUGAAGGGAAACGUGAUAACAAUGACAUUUUGACCGGUGAGACAGCAGCCUGUAAAAAUUUGUCAACAUUGGAAGCAGAUAAAUCGUCUUCUAAAAGUUUAAAUGCUGAUAUUGAACAUGGCUGUUCUAUGCAGGCAGUUACUACUGGAAAAAAUGACCCAGUUACCAUUGUGAAAAAUGGCCUAUUUACUGUCAAAGAUGACCCAGUUACUGCUAUGACAUGCGAUAGUGGUGACAAAUUCCUAGCUGAACUUGGUUUGAUAUCUCCUAUGCUUCAGCCUGAACAUGUAGUGCCUGGUAUCAACUCAGAGGCAAAUACUGUGAUUCCAGGCAAAGCUGCUAUGAGCAAAACCCUAUCUGUUGAAAUGACUGAUUUGCAUGAUGUGAACAAAGUAGGGAAUACUGUAGAAAGCACAAAGGGGGCUAGUUUGUGCACUGACACUACAGGUGCCAUGGCAGACACUAGGAUAGAGACAGUUAUGCACAAACCACUGUUGACUUGUCCAACAACAGAGCAUGAAAUGUUCAGCAAAGACACUUGUAGCUUGAGCCACAAUCAAAACGGAACUGGAGAUCCAGACAAAUGCAAUGGCAAUUCUUCCUUCCCAUCCUGUGACAUUACAUCCCAGGCUGACAUUCCUCCUGUGAAUUUGAAAUCAGACUAUAAAUUAAGCCCAAUCAACUCUCAUCUUGCAGAAGAACCGGAAUGCCAGGAUGCUGAUGUUCUAUUUCCUCAGUGGUAUAACGAAGAUGCUUUGUGCUGGCUUGACGUAAUAAUGUGCCUUAUAGUUCACAACAAGACAAUACGCCAUAGCCUGUCUUGUCAGUCCCCUGGUGGCAGCCUGUGGAAGCUUAUUGAAGAGUAUGACAGAGCAGUUGACAUUGUUAGGAAAGUUGGGCAUGGGGUUCUUCAAGGUUCUCAUGGGAUGAGGCGGAGACAAAGUGAUCCAGACGAUAACUUUGCUGUGAAAACUGGAGGAGGACAUUGCUGGACAGUGAGUGGACCUGUAGUGACCACAGCACAGACUGGCCAGGCUGUGACAGUGGUCAGGGCUGUGAAUGACUUGGAAAAUGUCGGGGAUGACAAAGAUGGUGCACACGGUAGAGUUAGUGCUCACCACAAAAGUGCAGAUACUGAAAAUGCGAGUGAACUUGCCCUGGGCAAAGCACAGAGCUUUGGACAUUUGGAAAUGAAGAGAAUUAUGGAGCAAUCUUGUGUAGAAUGUGGAGAGAAAACAAACUCAACCAACCAGAAUACUUCUUCCACAAUCUUCUCAGAGAAGGGUGAUGGCAGAAAUGCAGUGACUGUAACAAAACGUUCACGGUCAGGGAAGGUGACAAAAUCCCAUAUUUGUCAGCUGAUGAUAAGUCAACUGCUUGCUAAAGGAGGACAAGUGAUUCAAAAUGGACAUUCUCUUGGAGACGGCACGGAGACCAAAAGCGGUUUCCAGAAGCAGCAAGAGCAGGGGGAUGAUCUUGUGAAAGAGAGUCUGAGAGAGAAACUCAUGAAAGGCAUCAACAUCUUAAGUGACAUACGAGAGCUGAUCUGGCAGCAAUUAGAGCCUCGUCUUCAGUGUCGGAAGGGACGUAACGACAGCCCGGUGUUUGCAUUACCGCUGUUGGUGACUCAGAACAAAAUGGAGGAUUUGUUCAGGGUGGAUUACCUUUGGCUGUUGCAGUGCAAGGUGUGUGGAUAUGAGCAGCGAGAUAGGCACAGUAAGGUUCUUCCCACAUUUCCCAGUGUGGCCCCUGAUUUCAGCAUGACGAACGCCAGCUUCCUGCGACCAUGUUUUAAGUGUAACGCCGCUAGUCAGAAGAGGACCAUGCACAUAGAGAGAUAUCCGAAGGUGCUGACCAUGCACUUUGUGGAGGGACUUCCAGUGGGGUCAAAGAUCACUGACUUGGACUUUAGUCAAAAUGGAGUCAGCUAUGGCAUCAGCGGCCUGGUGCAGUUUAAGACAGAUCCCGAUCACUUUGCAGCCUGGGUUAGAAAAGGCCACCAGUGGAUGGAGUGUGAUGACAUGAAGCACCCCCUGUGUCAUUUUGAGAACAAAGAGCCAGCCAUUCUUCCAGGGGAGGUCCACAUUGUUAUGUGGGAGAUGGAGAGCAGUCUCCCCGCACUGUCUACCAGCAACAGCACACCCCCCUCUCUGUCAGCAGUCCCUUGUAAAGGAUCCGUUGCCAUUACAACCAGUUCUGUUGACAGUGCAUUGACCGCCAGAUGCAAUAUUAGAGUAAACGCUAGCGACAGCAGUUUAAAAUGUACACCAACAGUGCCUACUGAUGCCAUAACAACUAGGGAUGCACAUGUUAAAAUGGUCAAUGCCUCAGUUGGUGCUGUUUCCAUGAGCAGUAUUGCAGAUAAUCUUUCAGUAGAUCGCCCCAAGCAAGAAGUCUUGAUAAACCAGGGACAAGUCCCAGGUCAGGGUUCUCUGAGUGGCCAAACUGCAGUAGACCCAGCAGUCCUGAAGGUUGAGGAAACCACCAAGGUGGACAAUUGUCCAGUCUCGGACACCUGCUCUGGUCAAGGAAAAGUCGCCAGUGGUUUAACUAGCAUGAAGUCCAGUGUGUCUUCUCUUGAUGGCAGUUUGGGUGACACUGGGCGUAGCCUGUCCCGGUGUUCAACGCCAUCUGGUGGAGUGUUAGAAUAUGUGGGUGGUGUUGUCAAUGGUGAAGGUGGCGCCACUUGUAGUAGUGGUUCCAACGUUGUGACCACUAGUAAUGGUUUAAAUCAACUGGAAAGCAACAGUUCUGUGGUAGUCUCCCAAAAUUCUGCGUCUCAGCCUCCAUCCCAUCUGACAAAGAGUGUCAGCUUGUUUAGGAGGAUGGUCAAAAACAAACCAGCUUUAAAGUUACCGCCUUUGUGUCGGCCAGAAGAAGCACGCUCGAAUGAUGGGUCUGUUGGCAAGAUCACCGGGAGUAUUGAGAUAACCAGCGGUGCUUUGGUUCAAGGAUACAGUGAAGGGAAUAAGAUGCCCAAUAAAGAAAGUGACACCAAGCGUGGGCCAAGGAGGACACCAUACCAGAGGUCAAGAGGAAAAAGGGAAAAUCCUUUGCCUUCAACCUGUGGGGUUUCUGGACCAUUUCAACAAAAGGCAAACAUGAGAAAGUCUUCUGGGAGUCGAGGAUGUUCUGGUGGAACAAGUGCCAUUGGAAAUGUCACAUCUUCCUCGUUAAUGAUGCCACUGUCAGCAGCAACAACCGCAGCAACAAUAGCAACGUCUCUGGAAGCUCCAGUUGAAACUGCAUCCCCUUUCCCAAGCCUGUCUUUCCUCAGCCAUGGUCCAAGCAGUAACGUUUCUGAGCCUAAAAAAGAUGUCGCAGUGGCCACCAUCCUACGCUUAUUUUAUCACGGUUGCUUGCGACCUUCUCGCGACAUGUUUUCGAGUGCAUGCGAGCUGUAA